CACACUUCCAUUGACAGAUUCAGUGCUCGACAUACAAUACCUGGCUGACUACCAAGUGCCAGUCUACUCGUAGCUACAGUGCUCAGACAGAAAGUGUCGACACAGUGUACUUGCUUUAGCUGGAAUUUCCCAACUUGCCCCAUUCAACUGCUAGCUAGCUCAUGCCUGCUCCAAAAAUAAGCUCAGACCUUGCUGUUGAGCGGCUAGAACGAGGUCAAGAAUACAGGUUUGAAGUCGACUUUGAUGCCCGGAUAGAUAUCAGCCUACGUUCUGGUCAUGCAGAGAUCUUUGGUACCGAAAUCACAGUAGGCCCAACAUACAGCUUCACUGGAGCAAAAGGCGCCGUUUACUCCUGGCAAGGUUGCGAGCUUGAAAUCAAGGGCACACCCUCCGCCAGCUAUAUCUCUGAUGAGUCGCCCAUGAUGGCCUACCUGAACUGUCAUUUCGCACUGGCACGUCUUCGUGAAGAGGCAGGUCAGAGUGAAGCAGGCGGGCCUCGCGUACUAGUCAUUGGUCCAGACGAUGCUGGCAAAACGUCGCUCAUCAAGAUCCUGGCUAGCUAUGCCAUCAAACAAGGACAUCAACCUCUUCUCGUCAACCUGGAUCCGCGCGAAGGCAUGUCUACCGUGCCAGGUACCUUGUCUGCCAUGCCACUGACGAGUGUGCUUGAUGUGGUGGAUGGGUUUGGCAAUGCAACAACCACAGGCAUGACAGAGUUAGCGCCAAGAAUACCGCUCUCGUACUGUUUUGGAUCGGAUAGUCCAACCAACAACGUCAAGUACUAUAAACUGCUCAUGUCGCGCUUGGCUUCAGCAGCCGCUUCUCGAGCGACGAAAGAUGCUGCACAACGACAAGGCGGUAUGCUGAUUGACAGCAGCGGUCUCAUUGAUCAAACGAAAGGCUAUGACUUGAUCCAAGCAGCUGUGUCGGAGUUCAACGUGAAUGUCAUCAUCACGCUUGACAGCGAGCGCCUUUACUCAGACAUGUCACGCAAAUACGACGGCAAGGACGGGUUGUCCGUCUUGAAACUGCCGAAAUCCGGCGGCGUCGUUGGUCGAGAUUCGGCCUUUGUACGGGGUCAACAGCAAGCUGCCUUUCGCAAGUACUUCAAUGGUGACGCACGGCAAGCGUUGUCGCCCUUCUCCUUGUCUGUUCAAUUCUCAGAUCUCAAGUUAAAGCAGGUGGAGGAAGCUGGCGUUGGUGUGAAUCACUCUUUGCUUCCAAUUGGCGCAGAGCAGCAAACCUCUUCAAAUGCACAUGUUGCGACGUGUGAACCUAGUUCUCUCUUGCUUCAUUCAAUGAUUACCAUGGUCCAAGCUGAGUCUCAUGACUCGGCAGAGGUUGUGUCACAAAGCAGCGUGCUGUGCCACCUCGUUGUUACGGACGUGGAUGAUGCAAAACAAAAGAUGACCCUCCUUUGCCCCUUCCAAGGCCGACUUCCCAACAAGGCUCUCAUUGCAACGAGUUUCAAAUUUCUCGACUAAACAUAUGCAUUAUAUAGAAAGACACAAAAUCUACAAUUGGCCAUCGCUUCUUGAAUGCCAGAAAGGCACUUUCACCCAUCGCAAGGUCAUAGGAAGUAGUCCACUUCCUUCUUUGGCGCCUGACUCUGGAGUUGGUGCUGUGUUGGGCCAUCAUGUUCGUUCUCUGGUGCUUCUGAAAAGACGUUGAAGAAGCGUCCACCAGCUUCAUCCACCUCUAGUAUAGACGCCAUAUUUGCACAUCGAUAGCAGUAAUUG
This is a messenger RNA of Protomyces lactucae-debilis, 1739 nucleotides long. RefSeq names its product Pre-mRNA cleavage complex II protein Clp1-domain-containing protein. Gene Ontology annotation, cellular component: mRNA cleavage factor complex; nucleus. Lineage: Eukaryota; Fungi; Ascomycota; Taphrinomycetes; Taphrinales; Protomycetaceae. Gene Ontology annotation, biological process: tRNA splicing, via endonucleolytic cleavage and ligation. Gene Ontology annotation, molecular function: polynucleotide 5'-hydroxyl-kinase activity. Bases 162 to 1484 code for a protein of 440 amino acids. The record is from RefSeq and is a predicted model, not a curated record. The transcript is spliced from 4 exons.